Molecule: messenger RNA, 1483 nt
Organism: Diorhabda carinulata
Lineage: Eukaryota; Metazoa; Arthropoda; Insecta; Coleoptera; Chrysomelidae
Product: recQ-mediated genome instability protein 1-like
Exons: 4
Coding region: 25-1443 (472 amino acids)
Biological process (GO): resolution of meiotic recombination intermediates; double-strand break repair via homologous recombination
Cellular component (GO): RecQ family helicase-topoisomerase III complex; nuclear body
Molecular function (GO): nucleotide binding
Source: RefSeq, a predicted model, not a curated record
UACCACUUUGUUAAACAAAAUGAAAUGGAUGAAGUUACAAAUUUAGAAAUUUUUUUUAAAUCGCAUCAAGUGCAUCUUUCUCGUAUAUGGUUAGAAAGUUGCAUAAAUUGGUGUAAAGAGGAAAAUUUACCACCAAAUUACAGUAUAAAUCAAUUACAAGUUAACGUUUUCGAACAAUGGUUAUUACUAGAUUUAAGAGAUUUAGAAGUACCGUGUCUUCCACCGAAUUUAUCGUCUAAAGAAAAAUUCUUAUUACCAGAAAAUUACACGCUUCAAUUAAUGCAAAUAGUCGAUAUUUCCAAACCGAAAUUUUGGCAAUUGCAAAGAAUUAGAAGCAGUAUUCCAAAAAAUCACGAACAGGAAUUCGAAAAUACGAAAAGAGUUUUACAAUUAACCUUAACAGAUGGGGUACAAGACGUAGAAGCGAUGGAAUACAAACCUAUAAAGUGUUUAAAUAUAAAUCUUUCACCAGGUAUCAAAAUAAGAUUAAUGGGGCCCAUACAAAUAAGAAGAGGUCGAUUAUUGCUGGAAGAGCAACAAGUUAAGGUACUAGGGGGCGAAGUAGACAGUCUGCUCAUUUCAAACGCUACAGAAAACGUCUUAGCGAAAUUUUUAAAUCAACCCUUAAAUCCUAAACCCACAAUAAUUCAAGAAAGUCUUUUAAUUGAUAACGCCAAUGAAACAGGAGAUGCAACGACAAAUCGAUCGAAUGUAGUGAAUUUUGCUAGUAGUACCCCGAAAGUGAACAAUGAAAAUCUGGACGAUUUUGAGGAUGAUUUUAAAAUAGAUGAAGAAAUCGAAAUGCUCAUCGAAGUUGAAAGAGAAUUGGAACAAUCCGAAUCGAAUAGAAAAAAAACUCCGGAUAUGUUCGAUGAUACCGAUCUAGAUUUUGAAAAUAUUGAUAUCCCCAAUCCCCCCAUACCGACAACUAGCAAUAUAAGUUUUAGAAACAAUUCUACAGGGGUCAUCAGUAUAUCUGAUAGUGCUGAAGAAGAAAACUCAAUUGAACUCAUAAAAACAAGUAAACAGAACAUCCCCAACACUCCAAAGCCUUCUCUUCCCGUAAUAUGGUCGAUAGAGAAGCUUUUGAAAACCAUGUCAAAUAUAUCUAAUGGAAAAUUCAAAAUUAGAGGGAAAUUUAAAGAAGUAAAAGAAAAAAUGUGCGUGUUAGACGACGAUUUUCAUUUGGUGGUCGAAGUGGAAGAUUCUACUGGGUCUAUACCUGUUAAAUUCCACGGUAGUGUCGUUUCCGAAUUGAACGGGUAUACGGCCGAAGAGUUUAUGCAGUUGAAGGAUGAAUGGGGGAAAGGUAACUCGGAAGCCAAGUCCAAAGCUUUACAGGCAUUAGAGAGAUUAAAGAACCGUUUAACUGAAUUGGAUAACGUACUUGAAGUGUCUAUUAAAUCCAAUGAAAAUUUUCCGAUUCUACUAAAAAUACUGUGAUACGUCCUUAUAAUCAGAGAAAAAUAAAUUGUUUCACUGU